AUGACCGUCCACAACUUGAAUGGCAAAGACUCCGGUCUCUUCAAGCCCCUGGCUAUUUCAAAUGGCAACAUUACCCUUGAACAUCGUGUCGUCCAUGCGCCUCUGACCCGCAACCGCGGCGAGCCAUUGAAUCCUUUCAGCACUCCAGAUCACCCAAAUCGUAUUUGGAUACCUGGAGAAGCGGUCGUGGAAUAUUAUUCCCAGCGUGCGACCAAGGGUGGCUUGAUAAUUUCUGAAGGGAUUCCACCAUCGCUCGAGGCCGCGGGCUGGAAACGAGUCGUGAACGCCGUUCAUGCAAAGGGGGGCAUAAUCUUCUGUCAGCUGUGGCAUGCUGGCCGUGCUACGAUCCCUCAGAUGACCGGAUUGCCCGCGGUUUGCCCCUCGGCCUCUGUGUGGGAUUCGGCGACGGAAUGUUAUUCGCAUCCGCCCGUCGGCUCCACCAAGCCCGUGCCCUACGCUAAUCACCCGCCCAUCACAAUGACAGUGGAACAUAUCCAGCGGACGAUCGCCGAUUAUUGCAUUGCCGCUAAGACUGCUAUGGAUAUUGGAUUCGAUGGCGUGGAGAUCCAUAGCGGAAAUGGUUACCUACCGGAGCAAUUUUUGAGCUCCAAUAUCAACAAGCGUCAGGAUGCCUACGGUGGUACUCCAGAGAAGCGCUGCCAGUUUGUGUUUGAAUUGAUGGAGCAGGUGGCCAAGACCAUUGGUGAGCAGAAUCUGGCUAUUAGACUAUCGCCGUUUGGUAUGUUCAAUCAAGCACGCGGAGAACAGCGUGUUGAGACUUGGACUCACCUGUGUGAGGGUCUGAAGAAGACUCUCCCGUCGCUGUCGUAUGUCAGCUUUAUUGAGCCGCGUUACGAGCAAAUCUUCAGCGUAGAAGAGAAAGAUAAGUUUCUCAAGAGCUGGGGUCUGCUGGAUGUGACCCUUGAUCGUUUCCGCCAGAUCUUUGGCUCCACACCGUUUUUUUCCGCUGGUGGAUGGGACGAUCAAAACUCCUGGGGAGUAGUGGAAUCAGGCAAAUACGAUGCUCUGUUGUAUGGUCGAUACUUUACCAGCAACCCGGAUCUAGUGCACAGACUGAGGGAAAAACUCCCUCUGGCUCCAUAUGACCGAACUCGGUUCUAUGGACCAUUCGAGGACACCACCUUCCAUUAUACCGACUACCCUACGGUAGAUCCGAAGUAG
Penicillium digitatum Pd1 is the source of this 1182-nucleotide messenger RNA. RefSeq names its product putative 12-oxophytodienoate reductase. The record is from RefSeq and is a predicted model, not a curated record. NCBI's taxonomy places the organism in Eukaryota, Fungi, Ascomycota, Eurotiomycetes, Eurotiales, Aspergillaceae. Gene Ontology annotation, molecular function: FMN binding; oxidoreductase activity.